GUCAGAUCAGCUGAGCACACUAAAUAUAACUAUUCACCCGUAAAUAUUUAUAAUUAGACACGUUUUCAUUAGAAUGGAAUAUCUUAUCAAUACGCGAUACGAAAAGUGAUCUUGAGGUCAUGGGGUCCGGCAGUUCUAAGGCCUCAAUUGCAGCAUCAGCACCUGAAAGGGUAGAGAAUAAACAGCCCUUGUCAAAGACAGUUCAAAACAGUAGUAAGCCAGCUCCUCAGCAGAAUGGAGGACAAGACAAUGGACCAUCCAGCAAACAACAAACAGUGAAAGAUCAGAAAUCAACAGUUCAAAAUGGCCGUCCUGUUUAUGAAAAGGAAAAGACAGAUUUUGAACUUGCAAAGAAAAGGAUAUCAACUGCUGUUAGCCGGAAAGCAAAUGUCCAGAAAAAAUUUAACCGUGGUUUUAGCAUGGCAAAAAUUCAAGCAAAGAAAGAGAAAUGUACAAGUAAUCCAAUUUUGUUGGGAGAUAUAAAUCAAAAAUUUCCACCAACUGCCAAAAUUGUCAGAAUAUUCACCAGUAGUACAUUUACAGAUACAAAAUAUGAAAGGAAUUCUUGGAUGGUUCAUUCUUAUCCCAGAAUUCAAUCUUUUUGUCGUGAUCAUGGUUACGAGUUCCAGGUUGUUGAUAUGAGAUGGGGAGUCAGAGAUGAAGCUACAGAUGAUCACAGCGCUGUAGAUCUUUGUCUCAAGGAGUUGGAACAAUGCCAAAAACUGUCAACUGGUCCAAAUUUUGUGACUCUUUUGUCUCACAAGUAUGGGUACAGAAAUCUCCUGAAACAAAUAGAAGCUAAAGAAUUUGAACAAUUAUUACAAGCAAUAGACUCUACAGAAGAUAAAGACCUGCUAACAAAAUGGUACAAGAAAGAUGAUAAUGCUGUACCACCAGUGUAUGUUCUACAAAGAAUCAGUACACAACUUCCUGAUUUUAUCUCCACCAAUGUGGAUGCUAAAGAUAAAGCUAAAGCUAUAUGGUGGAUUGACAGUGAUAAAAUGCAAGAUCUUUUAGCUACUACUGCAGAAAAAUGUCUUGGUCCAGAGAAAGCAAGAAAUUAUUUGGUAUCAGUAACAGAAAGGGAAGUACAGAUGGGAUUAUUAGAUAUCAAGAAUCCAGAGACUAGCUGUAUAUGGUUUAAACGUAACUUAGAGAAAAUUGAAGAUGACACACCAUCAAAACCACUGUCAAGAUAUAUAGAUUGUCAGGGUGAGGCGAUAAAAUGGAGGAAAUCUCGCCAGCUUUUGUCAGAACUGAAGGAUGAGAGAAUGUCAAAAGUUCUUCCCUCCAAGAAUAUUGUACAAUAUAAUGUAAAUUGGAUACAAGGAGAGGGAAGAUAUAAAAGAGGUAUAGAUCCAGAAAACAAGGAACAUGCUAAAUAUUUAAAGCAGAUCAGUGAAGACCUGGUAACCAACAUGCAGAAUAUGAUAGAUAGAGCUAUCAAGGAAAGGGAAAAACAGGAACUAGUUGACACUUUGCUGGAGGAGUGUAAACAGCAUAUAGUAUUCUGUCAGGAAAAAUGUCGUGGUUUUCAAGGACGAGAGGAUAUUUUAAAGAGAAUAAAAGCCUAUGUAACAGGGAAUUCAGAAAAUCCUUUGGUGAUACAUGGAUUUUCAGGCUGUGGGAAGACUUCCAUUAUGGCUAUGGCUGCUAAACUGACAAAAUCAAUGUGGAAAAAACAAGCUGUAGUUCUUUGCAGGUUUAUAGGAACAACGCCAGACAGUUCAUCAAUAGCACCAUUACUUAAAAGUUUGAUAUCACAGAUUCGUCAGACCUAUGGGCUAGAUAAAGCUACCUCAGAGGAAAUUCUUCACAACAUUGAGAGCAUAGAGGAACUUAAGGAGGACUUGAUAACAUGCUUAGGACUACCUCUAGCAGAUAUACCCCUAGUUAUCUACCUUGAUUCUCUUGACCAGUUAGAUGCUGCUAAUGGUGGCAGGAGUUUAUCAUGGCUGCCCGAAGAUUUCUCUGCAAGUGUCAAGAUUAUAGUAUCCACCUUAGAGGAUAGGCAAUAUGAAGCCUUUCCAAAACUUGAGACCAUGCUUCCAGAUGAGAGUUUUGUCCACAUACCAGAUCUUUCUGUUCAAGAUGCCAAAUCCAUUAUCCAGAGCUGGUUACAGUCACAGCAUCGUAUUCUAACAUCAGCACAGAAUAAUAUUGUUGUAAAAGCCUUCAACAAGUGUUCACUAGCAUUGUUUCUGAAGCUUAGUUUAGAUGAAGCAUGCCACUGGAGUUCUUUCACACCACCUAAUCAGACUGUUUUACAGAAAACUGUUAGAGACAGUAUUAAUAGUUUGUUUCAGCGUCUUGAAGUCAGAUAUGGAGAUUUAUUUGUUAGUAGGACUCUAGGUUAUGUGACUAUAGCUUUGAAUGGAUUGUCUGAAACAGAGUUAGAAGAUAUAUUGUCAUGUGAUGAUGAUGUCCUUAAUGACCUUUACCAGUUUUGGACUCCACCAAUCAGACGUCUUCCACCUCUUCUCCUUGUUAGAUUAAAAACAGAUUUACAGCAAUAUCUAGUGGACAGAGGUGCAGAUGGUGUGAGAGUGAUAUACUGGUACCAUCGACAGUUUAUUGAGGCUGCCCAGGAUAGAUAUUGUAUUAAAGGGAAACAGUCAUUUCUACAUUCUGCACUGGCUGAUUUCUUUGCAGGAACAUGGUCCAAUGGGCAUAAGAAGCCUUUUGAAAAUACAAAAAAUAAGACAAAGGGUUCAGAGGAUAGACUUGUUACAGCCCAACCUUACAAAUUCAAAGAUUCCUAUAACUAUAGGAAGUUAGGACACUUGCCUUAUCAUAGGAUAAAAGCAGGACAACUAGAGAAAGCCAAAUCUGAAUGUCUAUGUAACUUUAAAUUUCUACAGACGAAACUUAUAGCAAUGUCAUACAGGAAUGUGUUCAGAGAUCUGAAUCUUGCCAGAAAUACUUUUGAGAAUGACAAGGAGUUAGCUUGGAUUACAGAUGCCUUUAAAUUGUCAGAAUAUGCACUAUCACAUGAUCCUUAUCAAUUGGCUCCACACAUGAUUGACAGACUGUCCAAAGAAAAAAUUGUCAGUAGUUUCGUUGAGCAGUGCAGACAGAGUGAUGUCCCUUAUUUGGCCAGUAGUGAUGAAGUACUUUUAAAGCCUGGUGGAGAAUUGAUCUAUACUAUGACAGGACAUAUAUCUACAGUCAAAAGUCUGGAUGUGACAGCUAAUGGCAGUACAGCAGUAACAUGUGGACAAUUUGGAGAUGAUGUCAUCAGAACAUGGUCUUUAAUGAAAGGCAAACUUUCGAAAGAGUAUGACAACUUACCUAAAGAUCCGGAGAAAGCUUGUUUCGCUGACAAGGAUAGAAAAAUACUCAUUCAUUACCGUAGUGAAGUUGUCAUCAUCGAUAUUGCCAACAACACACGGGAAAAUGUUCAAAUUCCAAACAUGUGUCAGCUUUGUAUUUUUGGACCAGACAAGUCAAUAUUUGGAACGUUCAUCAUCAGGGAUUGCACUUUCUAUAAUUCAUCUGAUGGAAAGUUACGGGAGAAAGUUUCAUUUGAUAAAACAGAUGAAAAUUUGUUCGACAUUAGGUCUUGUACUUCAGCUACCUCAAAUUAUGUAGCAUUAACUAAUCCAACAGAGGAUCAAUUCUAUGUAAUCGAUAUCACUACUAAAGAAUUGUCUUCCAGUAAACGUGAGACAUCAGAAUCAUACACUGUUGAUGCCAUAGUUAUUACACCAAGCCAAAAAAUAGUCAUCUGUGCUUCAUUCCUGGAAUCAACUAUAAGACUACAUGAAAUAAAAACACUUAAAAUUAUAAAGCAGAUUAAGACUAGAGAUGAGCCAUAUGAAGAGAUCAGUAAUUUUCAUGUGACAGGAGAUGGCAAAUAUUUGUAUUUUCCUUGCUACAGAGAGGUCAUAAUGAUUGAUCUGAAAGAGGAGAAAGAAACGAGGAAAUUCCGGAGCCAUCCUGAUUCGAUUACUGAUGUAUAUAUUUACUCUGCUGACAGAGCAGUAACAAUUACCCAGGAUCCUAUAGUAAGAUUGUGGGAUAUGACAGAAACUAACAAACCCAGUGAUAAGGAUAAACCUUUACAGAAUCACCGUAUUGUGAAAUUUAAACCCCUACCAAACUCUAGACAUGUAGUUGUGAUUGGAAACCCUGAUUCUACACAGAUGGAUGAUUACCACAUGUAUGUGUAUGACCUUUUAGACAAAUCCAUUGUGCAGUCAACAGAACUGGAUGAAGGUUCACAUCUACUAGAAGUUAUAGAUGACAACACUGUACUUGUACUACCAAUGAGUCUGAAGCCAAAGACAAUUGAUUUACAAACAAUGACAAUUAAAACUGUAUUCCAAGGCAGAGUCUGUGACAGAUGUAAACUAUAUAAAAUGACCAAUGAUGGAAAAGAGUUUAUAUGUGUAUCGAGAGGAAGAAAGAACAUCAAGGUCUAUAGUACCACAACUGGUAAAGUGAUUAAAAUACAUAAAUCUCCAGCUGACAAAGACCUCAGAAUAGAUAACUUCUUUACCAAUAAAAGAGGCAGUUCUAUUGUGGCCAAAGCAGAUGAAACUUUUAUUAUAUUUGAUACAGUAAAUGAUAGAACUUGUACCGUCACACCAAAAGAUCUCAAAAUGGAAGUACUAUCAAACGUAGCUGCAGUAUGUCCUAAUGGGAAUCAUGCUGUUCUCUCUGCAUGUAAGAUUGUUACAACUGAGGAAUGGGAAAGUGAACCUAUUGGCUUUCUAUGGAAUGUUCAAACAGAGAAGUCACUUCAGUUGGUGGACUCUGUUUAUCAUAUGAAAUAUAAAAGGAUAGACAGUCCUUUAACAGUAGCAUUAGAUGAGAUGCAGUUCCUGGAUGAUGAGAAAAUGGUGUCUUCCCAUGAUGAUUAUAUCAUUAGAAUAUGGGAUGUUGAAAGUGGAAAACUUCUGAAUAGAUUAACUGGACACAGCAAACAGGCCAUGUUAACAGUACCAUAUGACGGACCUUACUUUUUGUCUUAUGGGUUCAUGGAUGAAGAAGUCAUCAAACUCUGGGACCGGAACAACUUUAAGUGUCUUUCAUCAUUUAAAUUUGACACAACUCUCAAAGGGCUUCAUUUUUGUGAAGACAAUGAAACAUUUGUAACAUCUACAGAUAACCCUGUCAACAUUGUGCACUGGAGUUUACAUGGUGGAGGACAUACUACCAAGGCUUUAAAGGAUUAUCCUAAAUUACAAACGAAAAAUUAUAACAUACAACUUGAGAUUGAAACUGAAGAAGACAUGGAAGUUGAACUGGAUGACCCAGAUACUGACCCUGAAGAACCAGAGGAUAGCGAAGAGGAAUGCAGUGAUUUAGAAUAUUAGAAAUAUUCUCUUCUGAAAUGAACUAUUUCAUUCAUAUUUUAAUUUAUUUGAGUGCAAGUACAGUAUAUAUAUUAUAAAAUCUAUAGUUGUAAUCGGAUUUAAUUAUCUUUGGGAAUAGGAAACUAUGUCUUUUAUGUUUCAACCAUUUACUCUUUUGUGUUAAACAUCAAGGAGUAAAAUUCUUGAAGUGUGAACUAUCACUUUUCAUUAGGCCAGGAUUUUUUAAUUUGUUGGUUUACGGAUCCGCCGACCCGAUUUUGCCGAUUUCCACAAUAAAAAUAAAAUCGACUUUUUAGGCUUUUUUAUUCUCGCCGACCCUAACAAAUGCAUUGUCCCUGAAAAAUAAUUAAAAUAUCCUUUUUUAGCUCACCUGUCCUGAAGGGACAAGUGAGCUUAUGCCAUCACUUGGCGUCCGUCGUCUGUCGUCCGUCGUUUGUCGUCGUCUGUUGUCGUAAACUAUUUCAAGAAUCUUCUCCUUUGAAACUACUGGGCCAAAUACUUUCAAACUUUAACUGUAUGUUCCUUAGGGUAUCUAAUUUAUAAAUUGUAUCCGAAGUUUUGAUCUAUCAACAAACAUGGUCGCCAUUGCUAAAAAUAGAACAUAGGGGUCAAAUGCAGUUUUUGGCUUAUAACUCAAAAACCAAAGCAUUUAGAGCAAAUCUGACAUGGGGUAAUAUUGUUUAUCAGGUCAAGAUCUAUCUGCCCUGAAAUUUUCAGAUGAAUCAGACAACCUGUUGUUGGGUUGCUGCCCCUGAAUUGGUAAUUUUAAGGAAAUUUUGCUGUUAUUGGUUAUUAUCUUGAAUAUUAUUAUAGAAGAAUCUUCUCCUCUGAAACUACUGGGCCAAAUACUUUCAAACUUUAACUGAAUGUUCCUUAGGGUAUCUUAUUUAUAAAUUGUAUCCGAAGUUUUGAUCUAUCAACAAACAUGGUCGCCAUUGCUAAAAAUAGAACAUAGGGGUCAAAUGCAGUUUUUGGCUUAUAACUCAAAAACCAAAGCAUUUAGAGCAAAUCUGACAUGGGGUAAUAUUGUUUAUCAGGUCAAGAUCUAUCUGCCCUGAAAUUUUCAGAUGAAUCAGACAACCCGUUGUUGGGUUGCUGCCCCUGAAUUGGUAAUUUUAAGGAAAUUUUGCUGUUUUUGGUUAUUAUCUUGAAUAUUAUUAUAGAUAGAGAUAAACUGUAAACAGGAAUAAUUUUCAGCAAAGUAAGAUUUACAAAUAAGUCAACAUGACGGAAAUGGUCAUUUGACCCCUUUAGGAGUUAUUGCCCUUUAUAGUCAAUUUUUAACCAUUUUUCGUAAAUCUUAGUAAUCUUUUACAAAAAUCUUCUCCUCUGAAACUAGUGGGCAAAAUACUUUCAAACUUUAACUGAAUGUUCCUUAGGGUAUCUAGUUUGUAAAUUGUAUCUGAAGUUAUGAUCUAUCAACAAACAUGGUCGCCAUUGCUAAAAAUAGAACAUAGGGGUCAAAUGCAGUUUUUGGCUUAUAACUCAAAAACCAAAGCAUUUAGAGCAAAUCUGACCUUGGGCUAUAUUGUUUAUCAGGUCAAGAUCUAUCUGCCCUGAAAUUUUCAGAUGAAUCAGACAACCUGUUGUUGGGUUGCUGCCCCUGAAUUGAUAAUUUUAAGGAAAUUUUGCUGUUUUUGGUUAUUAUCUUGAAUAUUAUUAUAGAUAGAGAUAAACUGUAAACAGCAAUAAUGUUCAGCAAAGUAAGAUUUACAAAUAAGUCAAAUGACGGAAAUGGUCAGUUGACCCCUUUAGGAGUUAUUGCCCUUUAUAGUCAAUUUUUAACCAUUUUUCGUAAAUCUUAAAAAUCUUUUACAAAAUUCUUCUCCUCUGAAACUACUGGGCCAAAUACUUCCAAACUUUAACUGAAUGUUCCUUAGGGUAUCUAGUUUGUAAAUUGUAUCCGAAGUUAUGAUCUAUCAACAAACAUGGUCGCCAUUGCUAAAAAUAGAACAUAGGGGUCAAAUGCAGUUUUUGGCUUAUAACUCAAAAACCAAAGCAUUUAAAGCAAAUCUGACCUGGGGUUAUAUUGUUUAUCAGGUCAAGAUCUACAAUGUAUCUGCCCUGAAAUUUUCAGAUGAAUCAGACAACCUGUUGUUGGGUUGCUGCCCCUGAAUUGAUAAUUUUAAGGAGAUUUUGCUGUUUUUGUUUAUUAUCUUGAAUAUAAUUAUAGAUAGAAAUAAACUGUAAACAGCAAUGAUGUUCAGCAAAGUAAGAUCUUCAAUUAAGUCAAUUUGACCAAAAUUGUCAAUUGACCCCUUAAGGAGUUAAGGACUUUUUU
Molecule: messenger RNA, 7602 nt
Organism: Mytilus trossulus (common blue mussel)
Lineage: Eukaryota; Metazoa; Mollusca; Bivalvia; Mytilida; Mytilidae
Product: NACHT domain- and WD repeat-containing protein 1-like
Exons: 30
Coding region: 120-5321 (1733 amino acids)
Molecular function (GO): protein binding
Source: RefSeq, a predicted model, not a curated record